AGUCGGAGUCUCUAUUGUGAGGCAGAUGGGCGGCACCACUUUCAUUCUCUCUAUUUAAACAACCUGCAGCACACGAGCCAGCGAAUCACUUCAUCUCCUCAGCGGAUAAGAACGAAACCGUGGAUUAAUAUUACCCGCCGACCAAGCGUUAAAAGCAAAACGACAGAGUUGCAGUCUUCACCACCAAAUGACAAGAUGAGUUUAAGUGGCACUGAACUGACUGAAUUCUUCCCCAUGUGGGAAGAAUUAAACUUCACAAACGGCAGUGACAACAACUUGCUGGUGGAAACGCAUAUGUGCCCCACAUACUUCAAUCGUACUGCUCUUCUCCAUGCUAUGUGCACCCUUUACGCCUUCAUUUUUGUUGUGGGCCUGGCCGCCAAUGCACUAGUAGUGUGGGUCAACUUGCGCUCGGAGCGUCAUUACCACGACACACACUUGUAUAUAUUAAACCUAGCGGUGGCUGACCUGUGUAUGGUCAUUACUCUUCCGGUGUGGGUGAGCUCACUGGCACAGGACGGUCAUUGGCCGUUUGGCCAAGCAGCCUGUAAGCUCACACAUCUACUGCUCAGCGUCAACCUUUUCGCCAGCAUCUUCUUCCUGGCCUGCAUGAGUGUGGACCGGUAUCUUUCGGUGGUCCGCUCGAUGGAGACUUCUCAAAGACGAGGACGGCAAAUACGCCGUUUAGUAUGUGUGGUAGCAUGGCUGCUUGCUUUAUUCGCCUCGAUACCUGAAACAUACUUCCUGCAAUCCGUAAAGUCCCUACACAGUCAUGUGACUUUGUGUCAUCCUGUAUAUCCACAAGACAACCCUUUGCAGUGGAUGGUGGGCAUUCAGCUGAGUUUCGUGGUUCUUGGUUUUGUCAUACCCUUCCCUGUUAUAGCAGUUUCUUAUGCGCUGUUAGCAAACGCUCUGGCUUCCUCUUCCUCUCAUUCCCCUUCAAAUGGCGAUCAGGAUCGUAGCGUGAGCAGGAAGGUCAUCUUCACGUACAUAGUGGUUUUCAUAGCUUGCUGGGCACCGUAUCAUGCUGUGCUGUUAGCCGAUGCGCUAGCGAUUCUAGGUGUGUUCCCGCUGGGCUGCAGUUCAGAGAAUGGCCUUUUUGUGGCACUGCACCUUACGCAAUGCCUGUCGCUGCUGCACUGCUGUGUGAACCCCGUGGUCUACAGCUUUGCUCACCGUCACUACCGCUAUGACCUCAUGAAAGCCUUCAUUUUUAAAUACUCCAAACGUACAGGGUUGGCGCGACUCAUGGAGGGCUCUCAGGGCACCGAGAUGGAGUACGCAAUGGUGGAGAGCACCCCUACGGCUAUGAGCUAGGACUCUCAAGAACGUCACCCUCAACGAGUUCUGCACCGCUUCAAAACAUGAACUCCUCUAAAAAGUUUCCUUAAAUCGCUGCCAAAUUGCCGCAAAUGCUCAGAAGUGACGCCAAAGAUUCAGAAUAAUUCAUUUCAAAUGCACCAAAGACUGAUGAGAUUUUGUAAAAUCUGAACCGCUUCGUUUUCAUGAAAUUCUGGUAAAAUUGACUAUGCGUUCUGUCAAAAUUGCAGUAAAUGACACCAAAGCAGUGACACCAAAGAUACUAAUCAAUUCAUCUGAAAUGUUCAAAACUCUGAUGAACCACGAAUACUUAAACAACAAAUGAACUGGCAGCCUAAAUUAGGUCAUUUUGAACCACUUGUGUUUUACAGCUUGAUGCCGUAUCAUAAAUGUGUCCAAUAACGACUUCCUAAUAAUGUUUGAUGGCUUUCGGUCAUCAAAAUAUGAUAUAUAAUGCAAUAUACAGAAAUGAAUGCUUAUAAAACUGAUUAUUGGAAUUAGUUUUACUAGAAAAAAUACAAUGUCAAUUUAAAAUCUGAAUUUCAUGUUUAAUUAUUUUACUGUUACUUGCUGUUUCUUCAUAAUUAUUUGUGAUAUUUACUAGCAAUUUCUGGGUGAAAAGGCUUUUUAUUUUGCUGUUUAAGGUCAAAAAACAUAAAAUGGUGAUAAAGUGUUAUUUAUAACAGUGCUCCAGUAUGUAAUGUAACAGUAUAAUGAUGUAGCUCUAAUUCUCUGCUUAAAUGUGUUCAGAUUUAGCUUAGUUGCUACUGAUAAAAUUGUGAAAAGCACUUUGAUAAAAAGGGGCUUUUGUGUCUGUGGCAAGAGAAUUGGUAUUACUUUUGUAUUUUGAACUCGACAACAGCACAUUCCAACAUAUUUUGAAGGGUGGAACAAGUCAGAAAGAACUUAUUUUUAACUGGAAUUUUAUUGUGCGACUGUGUUUUCACUUCAUUGUAGGUAUGUUCAUGUGUGUAUAUGAUGUUUUAUGAUUGUCUGUUAUCUUGUAACAGCGCCUCAUGUGUACUUGGCAUUUAUAUGCAUAUUUCAAUUAUCUGAAACGUAAGUUAAGUAUGUUGUUAUAUUUAUCUUUACUUGCAUAUUUUUUUUAGUUUUUUUCUUUUGUCAUUUUUGACUUACGUUGGAACACUGAUUAAAUUUUUUGAAUAGA
Puntigrus tetrazona (Sumatra barb) is the source of this 2488-nucleotide messenger RNA. RefSeq names its product atypical chemokine receptor 3a (gene ackr3a). Gene Ontology annotation, cellular component: membrane. Gene Ontology annotation, biological process: chemotaxis; G protein-coupled receptor signaling pathway; vasculogenesis. Gene Ontology annotation, molecular function: chemokine binding; coreceptor activity; G protein-coupled receptor activity. Lineage: Eukaryota; Metazoa; Chordata; Actinopteri; Cypriniformes; Cyprinidae. The coding region runs from base 196 to 1317 and encodes 373 amino acids. The record is from RefSeq and is a predicted model, not a curated record. The transcript has 2 exons.